Molecule: messenger RNA, 1436 nt
Organism: Cataglyphis hispanica
Lineage: Eukaryota; Metazoa; Arthropoda; Insecta; Hymenoptera; Formicidae
Gene: Rab7
Product: ras-related protein rab7
Exons: 5
Coding region: 359-982 (207 amino acids)
Biological process (GO): endosome to lysosome transport; phagosome-lysosome fusion
Cellular component (GO): lysosome; late endosome; phagocytic vesicle
Molecular function (GO): GTPase activity; GTP binding
Source: RefSeq, a predicted model, not a curated record
UAUCUGACGUUUACGUCGUUCCCCGAACCACGCACGUCGCACGCUCGUGCGUACAUCCUGACGUCGUGCGAUCGUCGUGUCGAAUGGAGUCGCGGAUAUAUUUCGCUCGUGUGACAGGUUUCCGUCGAGCAUCGCGCAGUUGAACGGAUUCUGCUCACGACGUGAUCUCGCUCGUCGUCAUCUCCCUGUCGCGUCACUCGCGCCUCUCGUAUACGUCCUGUUUCAGGAUCCUUGGCACGGAGCCUGAAACACGAAUUUCCAGAAGUGUCGUUCGACGUUGACCGCCAAAAAAAAAUUCGCGCUUAAAAAGCUUCACGAAGGAAGUCAUUCGGUCCUUUCUUUUUCUCCUCGACCAAGAAUGGCAUCCCGUAAGAAAGUGUUAUUAAAAGUCAUUAUCCUUGGGGAUUCAGGAGUUGGAAAAACUUCUUUGAUGAAUCAAUAUGUCAAUAAGAAGUUUAGUAAUCAAUAUAAAGCGACAAUAGGAGCAGAUUUUUUGACUAAGGAAGUAAUGGUGGAAGAUAGAAUAGUCACUAUGCAGAUCUGGGAUACUGCUGGACAAGAAAGAUUUCAAUCAUUAGGAGUAGCCUUCUACAGAGGCGCUGAUUGUUGUGUGCUUGUAUUUGAUGUAUCUGCUCCAACUAGUUUCAAAUCUCUAGAUUCAUGGAGAGAUGAAUUUUUAAUUCAAGCUUCUCCUCGGGAUCCAGAUAAUUUUCCGUUUGUUGUACUCGGGAAUAAAGUAGAUCUUGAAUCAAGAGCAGUAUCAAGCAAGAGAGCACAACAGUGGUGUCAAUCAAAAAAUAAUAUUCCAUACUUUGAAACUAGUGCAAAAGAGGCUAUUAAUGUCGAGCAGGCUUUCCAAACGAUAGCUAAGAAUGCUUUAGCUCAAGAAAGUGAAGUUGAACUUUACAAUGAAUUUCCUGAUCAAAUCAAAUUGAGCAAUGACCAAAGAAGCAAUGGCAGAGGUGAUUCGUGUGCUUGCUAGGUCUUGGUAUGGUGGUAAUAUCUCUUGGAUGACUAAUAAAGAUGCACAGGUCAGAUUUUACAUUUACAUCACCUGCGCAUGAAGAAUGCGGAGAAUAUAUUGCGAUGAGCUUUAUGUGUGCAGGAAGCCCCAAGUAUAUUUCUUUAUUUCAAUCUGUUAUACAAUCUUCCUCUAUCCGCAAAAUGUUUCAAUAUUCUCAAAAUACUUUUGUUGAAACAAUCAUUCAAGCACGGUAAAAAGUAACGAAUUAAAUCCAUACGUAACGGGAUGUGUACAAACUAUCGAUAUAUACAUAUAUGUAUAAAAUUGUUUUUGUAAUUGUAUAUGGGAAUAAGAUAUAUUUAUCUGAUUUCCUAACCUAAAAAAUAUCGCAAUUUGAAUCAUGUACUCCCGUUGAACUUAUCGUAAUAUGUAGAUCCUCUAUGUUAUCCUUUAAAUUUAUUAUAUAUAUUUA